GGGAGGUCGUCCCUCGUCCCGGCCCCAAGGGAGUUCGCGACCCGGAGGCUCCUCCUCUGGUCCCCGAGGUUCCCGACCCAAGCCAGGCCGAGACUCCCCGCGAGUAGACGGCGGAGGCUCCUCAGGCCCCCGUGACUUCCCUCGAAAUGAUGACGGGCCGCGCGACCCUUCCCGAAACGAUCGUGGUCCUUCCCGGUCCCGCGAAGAGUCGCCCUCGCGUCCCCGAGAAUCCUCGCGGCCUCGAGACCGAGACCGUGAGUCCUCCUCUUCCGGACGUCGUCCCCGACCCGACGACGACUCCCCGCCGCGACGUCAGGGCAGUCGUGACGAGGAAGGCUUCCCUGGCGGACCCGAGUUUUCCCGAGGCACCCCCACUUCCGGUCAUCGUUCCCGACACGACGACGACUCCCCACCGCGACGUCAGGGUAAUCGUGACGAGGAAGGCUUCCGUGACAGACCCGAGUUUUCUCGAGGAACCCCCACUUCCGGUCAUCGUUCCCAACACGACGACGACUCCCCACCGCGACGUCAGGGAAGUCGUGACGAGGAAGGCUUCCUUGGCAGACCCGAGUUUUCCCGAGGCACCCCCACUUCCGGUCAUCGUUCCCGACACGACGAUGACUCCCCGCCGCGACGACGCCCGGGCACUCGCGACGAGGAAGGCUUCCGGGGCCGACCAGACUUUUCCCAUGGCAACUCCCCUUCCGGUCACACUCCCAGAGGCCCUAAUCGUCCCGAAGAAUUUCCUCACCACGAAAGCGUACCCGGUCCCGAGGACUUCGCAGUGCCCGCUGGUCACCGGCAGCGCCCACGAGGCAACUCGCGGACGCAAGGCUUCCAAGGACCCGAGCAAUUACUCGCUCCCCAACAGUCCCGUGGCCCCCAGCGCUUUCCCGAAGGCCCCCAGCGUAACACUGGUCCCGAGCAGUUUCCUGAUCCUGAGCGCUUGCCUGUUCCUGACCGACAAUCGUACCCGCUUGACCAAGGGUACAAUGGAGGUUCCCUGGAGUCUUCGCUUCCCGAGCAGGUGUCGCGCUCCCAGGAGUUCCCCCGUCGCCAGGUGUUCCCAGAGGGCUCCGGACUUGGCCUCGGUGGACUCCCUGGCCCAGGGCGUGGGUGAGGUGGUGCGCCGCUGCAACUACGUGCGCUCCUUCGCCGACUGGCCGAGGCACAGCCGCGCGUGCGCGCCCGUCUGGAACGCCUUCGUGGACCCGCUAGGCCUAACGGCGUCCCAGCCGCUCGUGCUGGCGCCGCCCUUCUACGAUAACCCGGCCGCCGGCUACUACCAGCUAGUCGGCUACGGAAAGAAGAAGAAGAAGUGAACGCGUCCCCCCUGCGUCUAGUGGUCACACCACUAGUGGUCGCUGGUGGUCACACACACCGCUAGUGGUCACACCGUCUGCACCCACGUCACCGAUUGCACCCUCGCGCGAAAUCUUUUUUUGCUGAUUUUCAUUGUGUACAGUGUAAUGUGCGUCUUUCUUUUGUUUGUUUGUUUUGUUUUAAGUAGCACAGUACGGUUCAAUGUUAAAGGGCACACCUCAUCUGUAUUCAGCCAUCGAUAACCGGCUGGUGUGGAAGCCUACGAACGAGCUUUUUGCUUGCUUAUACGCGUAUACGUUAACACGUGACAUUGGGCGCUAUAAGAAAUGUGCCAGCCAUGUAUUAUCAACUUCGUUUAGAGGUUAGGUGCUCCCUUUAUGAAUUGACCAUGCUGUACAUGGAUAACAGUGCAACAGCGGUGGUUUAUCAAGCCGCUUACUAGAAUUCUAUGUGCCAUUUCACACACAUACCGAAAAAACAAUGUUAUCGGUUCACACCUAACUGCACGUGCACAAUGCCACCAUCGGUGGACUCUUGAGGCCCGUGUUUGCUCACUGUAGCUCGCAACGCCCGAUAUUUUUGUUAAAGCCUCGCUGUGUGUUGUUUCUGGGUAUAAUUUUGCUUUAUUUUUUUAAUCACUUGGACAGGCGUUUUCUUGCCAAAUUGUGUCUCGUGUCACCAUGUGCUCAAGUGCCAACAACACUGACGAGAAAGACAAAAGAAAAGAGCAGAGAUAAUCGCGUAGUAUGUAAACAUACUGUUUGUUGGGGACAGGCAGACGUUGUGCUUCAGAGGUACGCAGCUUCGGAAGCUUCUUUUAUUUGGAAAAGCGUAUCCGGGUGGACGGAACUGAAGGAUUGCAGCGAAUGCCAUUACAAACUCUUUUUGAAUGUAUACAAAUCGUUGCCUUUACUGGCCCUCUGUUAUGUGUUCCUGCGUGAAGCUACGGUUUUAGCUUUUAGCUACGCGUUUGUUGUCCAAGGAAGGAAAAACAAAACGUGCAAUGAAAGCCUCGCUUGGCUGUCCAACUGGAGUGUUCGUACCCUUUCUUCAAGACUGAAUAUGACUGCCACUUCUUCUGUUCGAAAAGUUAAUAAAACACGAUCGACGACGACUAGUUGGGGGCAGAGAAAAGUCACCGGAAAGGGAAAUUUAGAAGAAUCUCUUGUCGGAUAUGCGAACCCAGGAAAGGUGCUAGAACUAUACAUACGUACAAGGUCCACAGAGUUCUACCACCUGCGACAGCUCACAGGUGUACCGAACCCUGUUGCGGGUAGCAUUAAUAUACCAAUCUUUGAUUGCAAUUUUAGGGUAAACUCGACACUUCUCUGAACAGAAGUGAGUGUUCGUUGUUCCCACAUUUAUCUCCUUGUUUAACUUCCGACUCUGGCCACAAUAGCCGAAUUUAAUCUUGAUAGUUAGGCUAAACCUGAAGUGUUUUCCAGUUUGUUAGCUUUUUCUUUUUCCGGGUGCCUCAGACACCAGUAAAUUAAUGACUCGACCAUAUUACCUUUAAGAAUGUCAGCACUGUAAGACGACCAAUGUGUCGUAAAUCGAAGGCGGAGUUCAAGCAGUAACCUGCUGUGAAUUUAUUCGACUGGCUACUUUUAGGUGAUCAAUUGCCUCAUAGUUAGACAGAAGCACCUGAUGAAAGUGCACCUAGCAAGCAAUGUUGACUACGCUUAUUUUGCCUAUUUUUUUGUACCGUGUUCUCAACAACUGAUAUACUCAAUGAGUCAGUGAAAGAUAGUUACAAUGAAGUUUGCUGCUUAUAUAACAACUACUUGUACCAGGCCUUAGGCCGCAAUUUCUUUUUCAUGUAUUUGUUUUUGCUUACUUUUGACACUUAUAGUGGAAACAUCUCGCCGUUAUCAAGUUUCCCAGAAAAUUACGAGAAAGAAAUUCCAAGCUUAAGGUCAGAGUGCACGCUACAAUAUACUCGGCACUGUCCUUGAUCUAUGUCUUAAUUCUCAUAUUUUGUUUGCUGCAAUAUUAUUGCCAGUUGCCUUGGACAUUUCUGUGUGUAUGUGCUUAUUUGUGCUCUACAUAGAUGUGUGUCAUGAAUUAGCCAUCCAAGAACUGCACCUGUGAGAUAUGAUUGUCCCAGCAUUGAUGGCCACACAAAGAUAUUGUGUUAUCAGCUUCUGCAGUUACUGGACAGUGGUCUGAAUGCUCAUUUCUUUCCUUAUUUCGCUUGUCCCUAAUAUCACGUUGUCGCUCACUUUCUUUUUUUAAAUAUCUGUAUCCGUCUUUCCUUCUCUUUAUUUUUUUUUUGAUCUGGUACACGCAUCUCUUCAAACGCGACAGAAAACGUGACUUAUUCGUGUCACCUUUGUUCACUUUCAAUUUGCCCGUGUGAUAUAACUUUUAUGAACUAUUUUAGCAGCCGCAUUACACCGAACGACCCGAAGUUGCUGGAAGAAGAGAUUCGGAAAAGUUCUGGUCUCAUCACAUUCGCACGUUGAUUUGCACCCUUAUGAGGGACGCAGUGUGGGCGAUCGCACUGCCAUUCAGGCACCUAUGCCAUAACUUGGCCUGACUGUCGCCACCAAGGUUGCGGAGUGGGGUCGUCAAUCACCGUCUCAUUCCAAGGAAUAAAUUACGGACGCAAUGGAAUCCCUCCAGUUGCCCUGUAGCUGAAAGUCCGAAGUAAAGUAAAGAAGCGCCUAUGGAAAUAAAGCCGCUCUAUUACGAUUCCAGUCCAAGUAAAAUAGGCUCACUUGCACUCCUGAUGAAUAGGACACCAUUACAGAUUCAUUUCGUUCCGUUCUUGUAAACAAACGGAAAUGACUCUAGAAUCACGUCAAUUCGAGAAAGACAACUACUCCGCAACUCCGCUCGCCACACUUUACCGCUUAACGAAGGUCGUAAGUUUACGGAGGUCGUAGGUUUAAUACAUUUGCGGAAGUCGAAGUCGCGCUGCGUCGACAUCACUCGUAAUGAAGUAAUUGUCGAAGGGCAUUCUUCCAGAAGGCAUUAAGUCGAAAUGACUUUUGUGAUACUUCUCAGCGUCCCGGGAUGAUGAAGGCCGCAAAACAAAUAUUCCCGACAUUAAUGUUGAAGGCCAGUUGUCCCACGUGAUUUUUUUACUCCUCUAAUUUUCAUUACUUCUUGUGCUCCCCACUUACAUGUAUACUCGACGCUAGGUUGAAGCUAUAAAGAGCGUUAUAGAUAAGUGUUAUAAAUAAGCGUUAUAAAUAAGCGUUGCCAUUUGUAUGAGGCUAUAUAUGUUGCCACGCGCUUGCCAAAGCCACUCUACACACAUAGUACAUCGCGUACUAAAGUUGAUAGCACACGUUUUUUUUUUUUUUUAGCUAUUCACAUUAUUUCCUAAUGCCGCUAAUUAUGGAGAACAAACAGGUGGCCGGACCAUAAUAAAGCAGCCCCUUUAUCAGCGUCCUACGAUGCGUAACGUUAGAUAAAGACUAACGUCUACCUUAAAUUUACUGAGAUUUUUUAACGGGACUUAAGCAUGCCGAUUCUUUGCAUUUUCGAUGCACUAUACCAAUAAAUGCUAAGUCAUGGGAACCUCCCUCUGCAGCGCGUAUAGCACGCUCAACGCACCAUUUAAAGUAUGCGAGCGGUUGUGUGUGGCAUUCCACACGAUUCCGUGAUUCCGAAGCUGACGAGACGAUGAUAAAUAUAGAUAUUACCUCAAAUAGCUAGGCGCAAAAAAUAAAGCCGACCUUAUCCUAGGUGGACGACGUAGAUAAACCUAAGUAAACACAAGAGUAACACAUAAGGUAACGCAGGGAGGGCACCAAUGGACUCCUCCUUACGAUCACUACGUUUGGGCUCCACUCCUUGAAAGCUCUUUUGAGGGCCUAGGCUUUAUUAAAGUGGUAAUGAUGGCUACGCGUGAAGCAUAUGUGUGAAACACAGCCACCACUAACACCUUAAAAAUGCGUUUCCGGCAAAACAGUAGCAGGUUAUACGGGCCCGAGGUUAAACUGAGGAGACGAUUGGUCUCGAAGAACACACACAGCGCCAAAGGCGGCAACAUUUCACACUGAGGGAACCGAAAGUAUAGGAUACAGCAGAUAAGUUCCACGGACUUUGUGUUCCUGUGUUUCUGAGUUGACUUUCAGCUUUACUGUGGCGUCAAGUUAUCUUUUUUUUUUUCGUAUCUGUGACCUUUGUUAUUUGUGAAAAUAAUGAGUAGCCGGCGCUAGUUAAAGGUGCCAACAGCUCCUAAGCAUUCGAUAAUAAUAAUAAUAAUAAUAAUAAUAAUAAUAAUAAUAAUAAUAAUAAUAAUAAUAAUAAUAAUAAUAAUAAUAAUAAUAAUAAUAAUAAUAAUAAUAAUGAUGAUGAUGAUGAUGAUGAUGAUGAUGAUGAUGAUGAUGAUGAUGAUGAUCCACAGUAAUCGGAAAGGUGGGGGAAGAUAUAUAUGAAAGAGGAUAUUCUACUCUCACGAACCGAAAUCAGCUGCGAAAACAAACCACGAAAUUGGAGCUCGUGGCCACAACAGCCAGCAAAGCUUGUACCCGAAAGCGUUCUAUAACAGUACAAAUAAAACAACCUCUGUGAUACGCCCAUUUCGACAAAUCAACAAAAAUAAUUCUCCUUUCGCGGCGUAAACUAGUUUUCCACAAGCAAAAGUGUGCUCUUUCUUCGCGCCAGUCGUUUCCUCUGUGGUCUGUAUAUACAACACACUUUCGCUGCUUGUCAUCAUUGAAACUGUGUGUGAUAAAAAAGAAUGCUUUAUUUUGUGAGUGCCAAAACGAGAGUGCCAUGUUUUGCAUUUUAAGCAUGCAUUUAUAUAAGCAUCCAAACGAUUGUGUCAUGUAUGCCCUUUGUGAACAGGGUACUUGCCAUAUAUGGUGUGCCAUUUAACAGUGCCAUGCUUCGUCUACGCUAUGCAUACGCGUAGUGCGCGGUAAUGUUUUCGUGAAGGCGAAUAAACAAGCUUACUAUCUGUG
Molecule: messenger RNA, 6242 nt
Organism: Dermacentor albipictus
Lineage: Eukaryota; Metazoa; Arthropoda; Arachnida; Ixodida; Ixodidae
Source: RefSeq, a predicted model, not a curated record